Salvelinus sp. IW2-2015 is the source of this 1353-nucleotide messenger RNA. The record is from RefSeq and is a predicted model, not a curated record. Lineage: Eukaryota; Metazoa; Chordata; Actinopteri; Salmoniformes; Salmonidae.
AUGGCCACAGGAGAAUACGAUGCCCCGUUCUCCCUCCUGUCUUUCUCUCUUUCUGGCUCCCACCCACUCCCGUAUUCUCUCCCUCUUCUCACCAGUGAGGGUAGUAACCUGACUCCUGCACACCACUACCCAGACUUCAGGUUUAAGACCUACGCCCCAGUGGCUUUCCGCUACUUCAGAGAGCUGUUUGGGAUCCGACCCGAUGACUACCUGUACUCUCUAUGUAAUGAGCCCCUAAUCGAGCUGUCCAAUCCCGGUGCCAGCGGCUCCAUAUUCUACGUAACCAGGGACGACGAGUUCAUCAUCAAAACAGUCAAUGCCAAGGAGGCGGAGUUUCUGCAGAAACUACUUCCUGGAUACUACAUGAAUCUGAAUCAGAACCCGAGGACCCUGCUUCCUAAGUUCUUUGGUCUCUACUGCGUCCAGUCUGGGGGUAAAAACAUCCGUAUCGUGGCCAUGAACAAUGUGUUGCCGCGCGCCGUACGCAUGCACCUCAAGUUCGACCUGAAGGGCUCCACGUAUAAACGGCGUGCGUCGAAGAAAGAGAGGGAGAAAUCGAAUCCCACCUUUAAAGAUCUGGACUUUAUAUCAGAUGUACCGGAAGGACUGACCCUGGAUCAGGAUACAUACAGCGCCCUGCUAAAGACCCUACAGAGAGACUGUCUGGUGAGAGAGGGAGGAGAGGAUGAGGAGCAGGGAUAUGAGGAGAGGAUGGGUGGUAUUCCUGCUGUGGAUGGUAAAGGAGAACAACUCCUUCUCUUUAUUGGAAUCAUCGACAUCCUGCAGUCCUACAGGCUAAUCAAGAAACUGGAGCACUCGUGGAAGUCUCUGAUCAGUGACGGGGACACAGUGUCUGUCCACAGGCCCAGUUUCUAUGCAGACAGGUUCUACAAGUUCUGCAGCACCACCGUCUUUAGAAAGAGCUGCUCCCUGAGGUCUUCUCCCUCCAAGAGAGGGCGGGGGGGGGCUCUGCCCGCACCCAAAAACAGUGUCCAAACACAGCUUUCCGUAGAGAGAGAGGAGAACCAGGAGAACGAAGACCUGCACCUCAGAGGGGCUCGUGGCUUCCCUCUGCUGGAGGAGGACGGUCUGAGAGAGCAUCCCCAUACUCCUCCGUCUUUUGAGGAUGCGACCACAGCAUCCAUUGCGACCACUCUCUCCUCCAACAACUCUCUCCCUACCACACCGUUUGACACACCAGAACACCCACGCUUCAGGAGGCCAACCCACUCUCCACGGGACCGUGAGGGGAGUUUCAGGCCACAGCAGGAAGUAGUGGCGGUGCACGAGCAGACCAUCACUGUGGCUGUAGAGGUGAAGAGGGAACCUACAACCAGAGACCCCCAGGGUUGA